Ruditapes philippinarum (Manila clam) is the source of this 2258-nucleotide messenger RNA. RefSeq lists its product as uncharacterized. Lineage: Eukaryota; Metazoa; Mollusca; Bivalvia; Venerida; Veneridae. The coding region runs from base 1886 to 2212 and encodes 108 amino acids. The record is from RefSeq and is a predicted model, not a curated record. The transcript is spliced from 2 exons.
AUUGAUAUUGAUUUCAAAAAACUAACCAAUUUGGAUGAAAAGUGUGAUAUGGAAAAUAUAAAGAAGGAACAUGUACAACUCCUAAAAUUGGAAAGUAAUUUGCAGGGUUUAACACCUUUUGCUCAGUUCGGUCGCGGGAGGUUAUACUUCACACUGUCAAAUAGCAUUCAAAUAGGAGAAAAACCAUUCAAACAAAUUGUUAAGAGGAACUUGACGUUUCAUACAGAACAUUUCCUAGGUACAUGGCAUUUUUGAAUGUAAUACUUAACUUCCCAAGGCUUAUUCUGUGUGAUUUAUCUUUCUUACAGAUUGUAAAACACAAGGACAGGUUAUUAAAAUACUUAGAAAGUAAGGAAGGACAGAGCAUUCGAGAUAGUCUAAGGGCGCGUUUUAGGUUGACAACAAACUGAGUUCGGUUUUGAAACCGGGUUUUCAAACCUUCCAUUUGUUUCGUAAAACUGGUUUUGAACUAGAAAAGGUUUGAACCAUUUGUUUUCCAAAAUCGCUAACUGGUUUGCAAAACCGACCAAACUGCCCCCAUAGGCGGUUUGUACGGUUUGAUGUAUCCGAUAUUACGUGCACUUGUGGAAAAAAAUGGCGGACCUCGUGGAUGAAAAUGGAAACAGGUAAAGAAACAUAAGAAUUUGUCAAUUAUGGCGAAAGGCCAAUGUUAUUUAAAUGGUAUGUUUGUGUAUGUGGGCUCAGUCGUACAAAAUAACAUUUUGUAAAGGCACUCUGCGAUCGGCAAAGAACAUUUGUACCAAUUCUAUGUUGAAAUUCGUUCAAGAUAAUUCGUACCCGGUUGCAAGUCAAAAUGCCCCCAAGUCAAAACGCCCCCACGUCAAAAUGUCCCCAUUUUGGCACCCACAAAAAGUGAGAAUGUCCAAAUUUGCGACCCAAAUCGCUCCCAUUCCAAUCAAAACAAUAACUUCCAUCCGUUUUAAAUCAUUAAUUUUAAAAAUUUGACUAUAAAGAGGUAUUUAAACAUGAUUUCAUUUUCCAAAAUGGGGGCGUUUUGACUGUAAACAUUCGUACCCCAGACAGUCGUGUACUCAUCAGCGCUCAUGUAGGCUACAAAUGUAUGUAAUACAGGGCAGAUCCUUUUUUAAAUGUUUCAGGGUUAUGGCUAUUGGGCCUCUACACAGUGUCAUCCGGAACGUUUCCAUCAACACCUCUCAAGAAAAACUCUGAAGAGUUAUUUGGCAUGUGAUGAAAAGUAUAGAGAACAGCUGGAAAGCAGCAUGUACCCAGCAGACAUUCCAGUCAUUGUCCGGCAAUAUACAAACGCAGUGUUCCAGAGAGUGCUGAACAACCUUAAUGGUCUUGGUAAGGAUGCAGUCGAGGAGAUACAUCCUUGGGUGCUGUGCACCUUGAUUGAUUGGGACGAGUUUGACAAAGUCAUAUGCACUACAACAAAUCAUACAGGUAUCUAACUUCUUGGAGUUUAACAUUGACCUUCCAAACAUUGAUCGAAUGACCAUUUAAGUUUGUAUUGAACAUUGAAACGAUCUAGCAGUACAGAAGUGUCUUAAUAAGUUGAUAUUUUCAAUAAAUAAAUUUUGGCAUGAAAGACAUGGAAAUGGGUGUCAUAUUUAAGAAAAGGUUGUAGCUAACAGAGGUACUGUUUUUUCUAUGUAGAAUGUAUGACAUACCCUGCAAUCUUGUAUAAUUAAGUUUCAUAAAUUUACGUGGAAAUCUUCCAUGUGUUGAGUAUUUUCAUUUCUUAACGGUCCUUACAGAAAUGUGUCCCACUACCAGCUCUAUAUGCAUGUAUAUUACAUUUUGUACCAUGUAAUACAAUGACUGAAAGUGACAUAAACAAAUCUUUCCAUAAUCCAUUACAGAUGACAGAGAUACAGAGUCUGGAACAGGCACACCAUGCGAAAUGCCAGAGAUUAGAUCAACUUGGUUAACAUCUUCCUCUUCAGAUGGUGUAGCACCAACAAGCCAGAAUGGCCAUGAUGGGACUACAGAUGCUGCUGAGCCAGAUGUUGUUGCGGAAAACAUGAAGUCUGAGAAACAAGUUUGGACAAAACCCGCAGUCCUGAAGCGGAUUGCCCUGCAUCAAGACCACGAGGCUGACUUCAGAAAACCUUCACUGAAGAAAACUAGAAAUGUGUCCAUAGGACACGGAUGCCCCCACACGCCACUGUUCUGUCAAUCUUAUGACUCUAGGUCAAAUAUUUUUUGGACUACAUGUGCCACAAGUUGAAAACUAAAAAUCAACAAAGGGCCAUAAUUCUGUUAAAUUUAAUCGC